Molecule: messenger RNA, 1071 nt
Organism: Trichoplax adhaerens
Lineage: Eukaryota; Metazoa; Placozoa; Uniplacotomia; Trichoplacea; Trichoplacidae
Exons: 8
Coding region: 1-1071 (356 amino acids)
Source: RefSeq, a predicted model, not a curated record
AUGGCAGAAUCAAGCUCCUCAAUAUCUGAAAAUGUAAAUACACCCGAAGCCAAAGAAGAAUCACGAUCAUCAGAAAAUGAUAAAUCAAAUGAUCGAAAAAGUAAUCAAAAGCGGCCAACAGCCGAGAUUUAUGUGCCACGACAAAGAAGGGAAGCUGAUAUCGGGAAGGAGAAAAAAUCAAAAUCUGGUAAAAAAUCGAAAAAAAAAAAUAAAAUGAAGCCGAUAGAAACUGGACCACCUAAGAAGGCUGUUCCCGUCGAAAAUGCAAAUGCUACUGCUGGUUCUGAUUCUAUUCUCCCAGAUUCGAUCUCAAAUUCUACAGUAAUUACAGAGAAGGAAAAUGCCUUAACAAUGAAGCCGAUCAAUGAACCUGGUGGUGAUGUAAUACUGAAGGAAUCCUCCAAGAAAGGAAAUGAUGACAUUGCCAAUGAAAUAAAUAAUUUAAGCAUAAAUCAAAACACUUCUAGCCAAGACGCUAGCACAACGGUACAAGAAAGAAGCACUCAGGCGGUCGAGGUGGAGUCUCCUACUAAUAGUGCAGAGUCGGCUCAAGCGAUAUUUGAAAAUCAUGAAAGUUCGGAAGAAGAAUGGGAAAAGUGUUUUGAUGAAAGCGGAGAGUGCUUAGAUGCUAAGCUAAUGAAAGAACUGCGAAAUGUUGUGCCAUCCACCAACAAGAUGCAAUUAAAGCAAGCCGUAAAUGAUUACAGUAACUACGAUAUCAAGGAUGAAUACAGCCAUGUCUUGGAGAUGUACGAUUUCUCAGAAGCGUUGCAAACAAGUGACCUUAACGCAGCUUUAAAUGGUACCGGCUGCAAGGACUUUGUUAUAAGAUGGACUGAUGAUACCCAUGCUUUGAUUGUGUUGUCUGAUUCACAUGCAGAAUCCUUCCAACCGUUUAAGGCAAGACCGGAAACAUCAGCAGCAACUGCUCGUAGGAUGGUUGCAACUCAUCUAGGCGUCAGGCCAAAUAUCAGUCGAGAGCAAAGAAAAAUGGAAAUGCAAAAAGUAAAAGAAGCUAGAGAACAAAAAAAGAGGGAAGCCGAGCAGAAGCGAAGUAUCUGGGAUGGAUAA